This is a messenger RNA of Diutina rugosa, 1590 nucleotides long. RefSeq lists its product as uncharacterized. Gene Ontology annotation, biological process: protein phosphorylation. The transcript has a single exon. Bases 1 to 1590 code for a protein of 529 amino acids. The record is from RefSeq and is a predicted model, not a curated record. NCBI's taxonomy places the organism in Eukaryota, Fungi, Ascomycota, Pichiomycetes, Serinales, Debaryomycetaceae. Gene Ontology annotation, molecular function: protein kinase activity; ATP binding.
AUGGCGCUGCGAGUUCGAUUUGAAGAUCUCGAGGUAUGUGAAGAGGUUGGUCGUGGUGGAUUUGGUGUGGUUUACCGAGGUAUCAUCAAACUGACACUGACCGAAGUCGCUAUCAAACAAAUAGACCUUGAAGAGCAGCCCGACUUGGACGAGAUCAAUAAUGAAAUUGCCAUUAUUCUGGAGUGCCGGCACCCCAAUAUCACUCGUUUCCUUGGGUGUUUUGUCCGAAACUAUCGCCUUUGGGUGAUUAUGGAAUAUGUUGAUGGAGGCUCUCUCCACGAAUUGCUUAAGCCUGCUGCUAUAAACGACGAACUGACGGUGGCAUUGGUCACCUACGAUUUGCUACUAGCACUUGAUUAUCUCCAUCGCUACGGCAAAAUCCACCGAGAUCUCAAACUGCAAAAUAUCCUAGUAUCGAAAGAAGGAGAUGUUAAGCUUACCGACUUCGGUGUUCUGACUCAAUUGCUGAGUAAUUUCAGUCGGCGCAACACUACUGUGGGCACACCAUACUGGAUGGCACCGGAGGUGAUAAAUAACUCUGAGGGACACCUGUUUAAAGCUGAUAUUUGGCUGUUAGGCUGUUGUGCCUACGAAAUGAUUACAGGGAAGCCUCCCCUACAACUGCAACUUCCACCUAUGAAAGCGUUACGUCAGAUAUCGCAAUGUCGAGAUUUUACGCUGCUUAUUGAAGUUGAGUCCCUCCCAAUCUCACGGUUGUUUCGCGAUUUCCUAACGAAAUGUUUCGCUGUGAAUCCACAACGGCGUUGGCUGGCAUCGCAAUUGUUACGUCAUAAGUGGAUUGUGGCCCGGAGCCACGAUAGGCGUCGUUUGAAAAAGUUGAUUACCGCGAAGCAGUUAUGGGACCAGGACCAUCAAGUUGGCAAAAUCCAUAAUUUUUAUGUCCCGACAGAGAUUGCCAAUAACCAGCGGAAAUGCCAAACCCCUGAGAGAAAUGACGCCGCCGAAGCAAUUGUGUUUGAUAUGAGUACUAUCAACUUAGGUAGUGGCCCCGAGAGCCAGGAUUCCCCUCAAGAGGAAGAAGUUGCUGCCACAAGCACGAUCAAGCUAUCAUCCCCAUCAAGUGCAGCCAAACUACCGCUGGACACAAAUCAGGUAUUUGGAGCGGCGGGUGCAUUUUCCGGGGCAGGCAACAAUAUACGGGCGUCCCCAUCAGGCGAUGAUCUUUCGUUGGAGGCUUACCGAAUGCCCCUUCACCGAGUUCUUACAAAGGUGUUCCACAAAUUGGAGUCACGAUGUGCUCUCAGUACCCAGCAGUAUGACUUGUUGGUGAAACUUAACGAUACUAUGUUAAACUUACUUCAAUAUCUGGAUAUGAGGAAGAUUGUACUAUUCCUAUACCUCAAGUACUUUUUGAAAGAGGUGUCCAAGCCCAGCAAUCAGCAACUUCUGAAGCUGAUCAUACCUCUGAAUUUCAAGGUUGGACUUCCUCGGCAAGGUACUCCUGAUGGCGAAUCUCGUGUGGCGCUGCUGGCACACUUACCGCACCGUAUGACUCAAUUCGACGAAGUGGAGUACUCUUUGUUUGACUCGUGGAUCCAACGAAUGAAGCAUGAACACAAGCCUCAUUGA